Molecule: messenger RNA, 1428 nt
Organism: Stereum hirsutum FP-91666 SS1
Lineage: Eukaryota; Fungi; Basidiomycota; Agaricomycetes; Russulales; Stereaceae
Product: MFS general substrate transporter
Exons: 14
Coding region: 1-1428 (475 amino acids)
Biological process (GO): transmembrane transport
Cellular component (GO): membrane
Molecular function (GO): transmembrane transporter activity
Source: RefSeq, a predicted model, not a curated record
AUGGUAGAGGUUCUGCCUUCUGUUCAGGAUGGAAGUACGUUGGAUUUGGACUCGGCACGAACAGGUCCGUAUCGAAUGUACAGACGACGGUGGUUCGGUGUGUUCGCAAUGUUCAUCCUGGAGGCUGUCGCGAGUAUGAGUUGGCCAUGGUUCGGACCUAUAUCUAACAAUGUGGUCGAUGAGUUUGGGUUCACCCUGACGCAAGUUAAUUGGUUGGGCAACAUCAUCGCAUGUAUGUAUCUCCCCGUCACGGUCUUCACGCCUAUGAUAUGUUCGCGGUAUGGCAUUCGUGUUUGUUGUUAUAUUGCAUGUGGUGGUCUCUUGGUCUCGGCUUGGGUUCGCUAUGCAGGCACUGCACACUCGCUCCCUAUGAACGGUGCUUAUGCGCUGUUAAUUAUCGGACAGGCUCUAUCGGCUAUCUCUACCCCGGUGUUUCAAGUACUAGCACCCAAGUACUCUGAGGUGUGGUUCGACCUGAAGGGACGGACUACGGCUACCAUGAUUAUUUCGAUAGCGAACCCCAUUGGAGGUGCUCUGGGACAGCUUCUAUCUCCUUCAGUAGGCGACACCAGGCAAUCAAUCCUAGUGCUGGCAAUAAUCUGUACAGCCGUCAUUCCCGUCGUCUUCAUGAUCUUCGAGGCUCCGCCAGUACCUCCAACUUUUGCCGGCUCACGGCCUUCACCGUCUAUCCUUUCCCUUCUUAACGCGAUGCUUGGCCGGCCUUGUCCCGAGGAGGCAUAUAUGACGAUACGCGAACGACUUGAUUUCGUCAUCCUGGUAACCUGUUUUUCUGUUUUCCUUGCUGCCAUCAAUACGUUCUCUGUUCUCAGUGCGGAGUGGAUGGCUCCCGUGGGAUAUUCAGAUGAUAUUACAGGGAUUAUGGGGGCUGCACUUUUAAUUGCAGGAAUCGUCGCAGCCAUCGCCACCGCGCCUCUCUUUGACCGAGUCCUGACGCAUCAUCUCUCCAUCACGCUUCGCAUACUUUGUCCUCUCAUCGGGGCGUCCUGGUUGUCGCUUAUUUGGGCUGUGAGGCCAAAUGACACAGGCGGAAUAUUUGCCGUCCUGAUCGUCAUUGGUGCAGCUUCAAUCUCGUUACUGCCUGUAGCACUUGAAUUGGGAUGCGAGCUGACGAGGAACGCGGACGGAAGUGCAGCUAUCCUGUGGUUCUUCGGCAAUCUUUUUUGCGUCAUCUUUGUCCUUGCCCAGGACUCUCUCAGAGCACCCUCUACCGCCAACCCACCCCUGAACAUGCGCAAAGCGAUCAUCUUUAACGGAGUCUUCGCUCUCGCCACAUCUGGCCUCAUUUUCUUCAUUAAUGGACACCAGGCCAGACGAGUCAAGGAUGAAGAAGUGCAUAGAGCGCAGGCGGAGGAUGGUGCCGAGGUGGGCAUUGCGAUGACGAGUGCGGGAAGUGAGGAGGCAAAGUGA